This is a messenger RNA of Panicum virgatum (switchgrass), 857 nucleotides long. RefSeq lists its product as uncharacterized. NCBI's taxonomy places the organism in Eukaryota, Viridiplantae, Streptophyta, Magnoliopsida, Poales, Poaceae. Bases 146 to 640 code for a protein of 164 amino acids. The record is from RefSeq and is a predicted model, not a curated record. The transcript has a single exon.
UUAAAAAAAAGUUUUGAUCUUAUUCGCAAAGGACCUCCCCAGCAGCAGCUCGCUCCAGCAGCAGCAGAGGAUAAGCCCCUAGCCCCCAUCCACUAAAGAGAACCUCCCGCUCGUCUGCUCCAAUCCAGCAAGGCAGGUAGUAGCCAUGGCGCCUCUGGCUCUCCGCCCCACCAUCUCGGCCACCGCCGCCUCCACGACGCUUGCGACCGUUGGCUCCCGCUGCCGCCACGCUGCCAACCCCCGCCGGCGCCCCACCAUCACCUGCAAGGCGGAGCCGAGCGGCGGCAACAGCACCCUGGAGCUGGCCGCGGGCGCCGCCGGGCUGGCGUCGAGCGCGACGGUGGCGUGGUCCCUGUACACGCUGAACACGACGGGCUGCGGCCUGCCCCCGGGCCCCGGCGGCGCCCUCGGCGCGGCGGAGGGGGUCAGCUACCUCGUCGUGGCGGCCCUGGUCGGGUGGUCGGUCACCACCAAGGCGCGCACGGGGUCGGGCCUCCCGGCCGGCCCCUACGGCCUCCUCGGCGCCGCCGAGGGCGUCGCCUACCUCACCGUCGCGGCCAUUGCCGUUGUCUUCGGCCUGCAGCUCUUCCAGCAAGGGUCCAUCCCGGGCCCGUUGCCGUCGGAGCAGUGCUUUGGCUGACCCUGUAUCUCAUCCCCUUCACCCUUUGCCGAUUGCAAAAUUCUGGUUGGGUGUUGCUGAGAGUGAGUGAGUGUAUGCGAUCUGUUUAAGUAUAUAUGCCUGUCCGUUGGUGAUUGUAGAUCUGUAGUUUUGAUUGGCUGCCGGCCUGCACAUCGAUUUGAUAACAGCUGAGAUACUCGAGCAUCAUCUCAAGGUGCAGAUCUGCCCUCUUGGAUUU